Messenger RNA from Penicillium alfredii, 642 nucleotides. RefSeq names its product mitochondrial 54S ribosomal protein bL19m. The record is from RefSeq and is a predicted model, not a curated record. Gene Ontology annotation, molecular function: structural constituent of ribosome. Lineage: Eukaryota; Fungi; Ascomycota; Eurotiomycetes; Eurotiales; Aspergillaceae. The transcript has 2 exons. Gene Ontology annotation, cellular component: mitochondrial large ribosomal subunit; ribosome. The coding region runs from base 1 to 642 and encodes 213 amino acids. Gene Ontology annotation, biological process: translation.
AUGGCCGCCCUACCAGCCAUGCGGCAGCUGGGCUGUCUGAGGUCGCUGAUGAGGACUCCCAAGUUUUCGCCAAUGCAUCUCAGCAGCCGAUUUAUCUCGACCGUGUAUUCCAAAAAGCCCGAGCCGAUUCCUUUCCCUCAGAAUCUCCCCCAGCAAUUCCGAUCCCAAAUACCGAUCCGCCUGCAACCUGAGCAGGCGCCCAAGAAGAUGAAGGUCUACCCGCCCCCGCCGUCCAGCCGCGCCGUAUGCAAAGAUCCUGUUGCCCAUGUCGCCCAAUCGCAAAUGGCCGUUCUCGAUCCCAAUGGCGAACGGAAGGCACUUUUUGACUACCGGCGAAACCCACGAAGUGUGAAGCCGGGCGAUAUUGUCCGGGUCACCUUCAAGAACGGGGACCCUUUCAACGGCGUGGUUUUGAGCAUUCGGCUCCGCGGUGUGGACACUUCAGUUCUACUGCGAAAUGAACUCACUCGGGUUCCCGUUGAGAUGUCGGUGAAGACAUUCAGUCCCAAUGUGCAAAGUGUGGAAAUCAUUCAGCGAUCCCAGAGGAAGACGAGAAGAGCCCGGCUGUACUACAUGAGGUUUGUGCUCGAACUGCUCGGCUCCCCCCCAGAAAACCUUCUCCAAUUUCGCGCCCUUUACUGA